AUGGACUUGUCUUCAAGGCUGUCCUCCCUCAGAAACAUUGACUCAAGUUCUGACACACUCCCCAGUUACAGCAACCCCAAUGACCGAAACAUCAUCAAGUCCCUGCUGGUCAAAGGAAAGAGUUUGAUCGGUAAAGAGAAACACAGAACUUUUGACCUGCCCCAAUCCAACAAAGAACACUUUCCUUCACAUCCGAUUGACAAGAAGACCAUACCCCCAGAAUUUAUAUCUCCGGGAGUUCCCCUAGUCAGAGUGACACACAAGAAAAAAGUUAAUAAAUCAUUCAGAAUAGAUUUUGAUAAUGGACUACUUGUUUGGGAUAGCAAAGCUUCUUCGUCCAUAAAGAUCAGCAAGAUUAAACAGAUAAGACAACAGCACCAAGCUUGGAACUAUAUUGAAGAGCUACAAGUUCCUCGAUCAUUAACUAAAUUCUGGAUUUCAAUCAUUUACAUUCCUGCAAAGAAACACAAGCAUAAUAAUAUCAAGACACUUCAUUUGAUUGCCGGCUCAGAAGAAUCGUAUUCACUGGUGGUUGAAACUCUGACGAAUAUGGUAGCUUUUAACGACACAUUGAGGAAAACUCAGGACCUCAUGAUGGUGGCAGACUACUGUUGGAAUAACAUUAGCUCCAAUGGAGUGGUCACACUUGAGGGAAUCUCGGGAUUGAUCAAUCAUUAUGACAUGUGUACAGAGUCAGACUAUAUCAAAUCUUUGUUCGAUACCGUCAACCCCACCGAUUGUGCUUUGACCUUUGACCAAUUCAAAACUUUCAUUAGCCUGCUCCAAGAGAGAAAAGAGGUCACCCAACUAUUUUAUUAUCUGACCUCUCACGAGAGCAACCAAAAUCAAAAUAAUAUUACUUUACCAACAUUCACGAUCUUUUUGAGGGAUAUACAGGAGGAAACAAUGUCCGAUAAAGAGAUUUUAACUUGCUUCACCUCUCUUGCAAUUGCAAACGCUCAAAUACCUUUGAGCGAGUUCACAAAGUUUUUUCUUUCUGACUACUUACAACCCAUCAAGAACAUUCAAAGUGAAGAAGACCUCACACGUCCUCUUAAUGAAUAUUUCAUAUCCUCAUCUCACAAUACCUAUUUGCUGGGAAGACAAAUUGUAGGUAUAUCUUCUGUGGAAGGCUAUGUGAAAGCCCUACAAAAAGGCUGCAGGUGCAUUGAAAUUGACAUAUGGGAUGGGAGUAUUACCACCAAUUUGGAGGAGAUUUCUCCUCCUUUGCAUGAUGAGACGAACGAUUCUAUGAGACCAGUGGUGAAACAUGGUAGAUCCUUCACAAGUGCCGUUGAUCUCAAACAGGUAUUGAAAACCAUCAAAAAAAAUGCAUUUAUUAGAUCAUCUUUACCUUUAAUCCUCUCCUUGGAAAUUCAUUGCAACCUAGAGAACCAAUUGACAGUAAAGAGGCUAAUUUUAGAAACUUUUGGGACUGCAUUAGUAAAGGAACCUAUCAUGGGAAACGAAUCAUUUUUACCGAGCCCGCUAGAGCUCAUGCAUCGGGUUUUAAUUAAAGUGAAAAAGACUAAAACAGUGAGCAAGUCCGGAGCUGCAAACAAUACCAGUACCAGUUUAAGUAGUAGUUUUGGAACAAGCGUAUCCGGAUUGAGUGAAGAUGAAACAAAGAAUUCUAGCAAGCUCCCUAUUAAGAAGAUUUCCAAAGAAAAGAUUCACCCUGAGUUAAGUUUUCUUGGAAUUUAUUUGUCGGGAAUAAAGUUCAGAAACUUUUCUUUACCUGAAUCCAAAUCAUUCAACCACGUUUUUUCCUUUAGUGAGUCCAAACUGAAAAGGUUUAUGAAGGAAGAAACCAAAAUAAUUGCCCUUUUGAAACAUAAUAAACGAUAUCUAAUGAGAGCAUAUCCUGCUAGAUUCCGUUAUUCGUCAACCAACUUCAAUCCGUUGCCAUUUUGGGAGAUAGGAGUACCAAUGGUUGCUACAAACUGGCAGACGUUUGAUUUAGGGCAGCAACUCAACGAGGCUUUAUUUGAUCAACCAUUUAACAGCCCCUUGCAGGGGUAUGUGCUGAAGCCCUCAAACCUCAGAAAUAUCACCAUUACAUCUAACAAGAAGGUUGAUUUGCUGAAAAAUCAAGCCUAUUGCAAGUUGAUCAAUGUUAAUGUUCAAGUUAUUACGGCCAGACAACUUUCUCUUAGCAAUUUCAAGAAGCAACCAAUCAACCCGUUCGUUGAAUUUGAAAUUCAUGGAUGUAAUCUGUCUUGCAAAGAUCAAGGCAAAAUCUUGAGAACAAAAACGGUUCAAAACAAUGGUUUCAAUCCCUCUUGGGACGAGAACUUCAACGUGUCCUUCAAAACAAAUCAGAACAAUUUGAAUUUCAUUAGGCUCUUAGUGAAAAAUGACACCGGUAGUUCAACUUAUGAUGGCAAUGACGAUAACGAAAAUAAUAACAACAACAACAACGAUAGUAACGACAAUUCGGAGUUAAUAUCUUCCUGGUGUGCAAGAUUGGCUUAUGUGAAAAAUGGCUACAGAUAUCUACGUUUAGUGGAUGCGCAAGGCGAAGAGAGUCUGUGUGCUACUUUAUUUGUCAAAUUUGAUAUUACUGAAGAGAGAAUAAUUACCGAUUAA
Komagataella phaffii GS115 is the source of this 2589-nucleotide messenger RNA. RefSeq names its product Phospholipase C. Bases 1 to 2589 code for a protein of 862 amino acids. NCBI's taxonomy places the organism in Eukaryota, Fungi, Ascomycota, Pichiomycetes, Pichiales, Pichiaceae. The transcript has a single exon. The record is from RefSeq and is a predicted model, not a curated record. Gene Ontology annotation, biological process: lipid metabolic process; phosphatidylinositol-mediated signaling. Gene Ontology annotation, molecular function: phosphatidylinositol-4,5-bisphosphate phospholipase C activity.